AUGAAAAAAGAAUCACGAAGAAAUGGGCUGAAGCGCGAAAGGUCAACUAAUUUACGUAAUGCAUUGAAUCAAUUAAAAAGAGCUAAUGUAUUUGAUGUCAAAGCAGUCAUGCGCGUGCUCGAAUUGACUUACGGAAGAAGUGGUCCAAAAAGAUAUGAGUUGCUUAAGACUUGUAUCAAUUAUCCUAGCCCAUCUCCUCAGCCCUUUCUUCGUAAAGUUCCAAGAACUGCCCCACCACGCAUUUCACCAUCACUUCAAGCAUUAUUAUCAUCACAGGAUAAAUCUCUUUAUCCAAUUUUACCCGAGCCAAAACAUAAGCCACUACAUCCGCGUCGAAAAGCGAAUAUCAUGUGGUGGCAUUACUCUAAAAUUAUGAAACAAGUAAUGCCACCGGUUACCAAAGAAGAGUUAGAAAUAUUAGAACAAAAAGCUGGGAAAGGCACGUUGUCAUCUGAAGGUUUAGCAAGGAUUGGAAGGAAUUUUGUUAUUAAAGAUAAGAGUAGUAUGACUUUGAGGCUUCCAAACAUUCCUAAUAUGCCAAAGACUCCACGUGACCUUGUUAAAGAAGACCCAAAAUUACACAUUGGAAACAAUAAACCUGACAAAAAUUACAUCAAUCAUCCUAUUAACCCACCUGAUCCAAGUAAAAUUUUUGUCAUUACUAAGUCUCCUUGGGCAGAUGGACGUCCAAUAGCUUUAGUUAAAAAGAUUGAUUGGAAAGGAUUAAACCCUGAAGAAGUGGAAAAUCAAAUCGGCGAUAUUCGAGAUAUAAAUUUUUAUAAAUUAAAAGGCAUUGGUAUAACUGCAUUGGCAUUUGAUAAAGAUAAUACGCUAACUUCUCCUUAUUCCAAUGAACUUUAUCCACCUUUUAAGGAUGCUUGGAAAGAGGGCAAAGAAGAGUUUGGAAAUGAAAAUAUAGUAGUUGUAUCAAAUAGUGUAGGAACUAAUGAUGAUCCAGGAUUUACUCAGGCCAAAGUAGUCGAAAAAAGUUUAGGCGUUAAUGUAUUACGACACAAAUUAAAGAAACCUUCUUGUGGACACGAAUUGAUUUCUCAUUUUGCAGCACAUAAUCCAUAUACAAUAGCAGUUAUAGGAGAUCGCAUGUUUACGGAUGUGUUGUUUGGGAAUUUGAAUGGGAUGUUUACUAUAUUUACAAAAAGCAUCAUUUCUGAAAAACGGGAUAAUUUCAUGGCUGCAAUGGUACGUCGUGUUGAACAUAAAAUAUUGGAUUAUUAUGUUUCUAAAGGUAUAAAACCUCAAUUUCAUCCAUUUUUAAAGAACGAGGAUUUCAUAUGUUUGAAAAAAAGUUAA
This is a messenger RNA of Funneliformis caledonium, 1311 nucleotides long. The record is from the annotation of a GenBank genome assembly. Lineage: Eukaryota; Fungi; Glomeromycota; Glomeromycetes; Glomerales; Glomeraceae.